AUGGCUGGAAGGAAUGACGCUGCAAUGGCUGCCGCAAUGCAAGCGAUGGCACAAGCUGUGCAGAACUUGCCAAAUGCUGGUGGAGAUGCUGGAUCACGUAGCUUGGCGACUUUUCAAAGAGAGAAUCCGCCGGUGUUUAAAGGGAAGCAUGAUCCAGAUGCCGCCUUGGGAUGGUUGAAAGAGAUCGAGAGAAUCUUCCGUGUUAUGGAUUGCACUCCAGCUCAGAAGGUUCGGUAUGGUACUCACAUGCUAGCAGUCGAAGCUGAUGACUGGUGGCUAGAGACUCACGAGAGGUUGACCGUGGCAGGUGAAGUCAUUACUUGGGAUGUAUUCCGUAGGGAAUUCAUGAGAAAGUAUUAUCCGGAAGAUGUCCGUGGUAAGAAAGAAAUUGAGUUCCUUGAGCUGAAGCAAGGAAACAUGUCUGUCACUAAUUAUGCUGCAAAAUUUGUGGAGUUGUCCAAAUUUUAUCCUCAUUACACUGGUGUUGGUGCUGAAUUUUCAAAGUGCAUCAAGUUUGAAAACGAAGACAAUAAUGCUCAUUACAAGAUUGUCAGUGACCGCAGGGGCAAGCAACAUCAAAACCGUGGCAAGCCGUAUGAUGCUCCAGUGGGAAAAGGGAAACAAGGAGCUGCUCCGGCUCAGAGGACUAGUAGGGGAGGUGCCCCUGCUGGUAUAGUUUGCUUCAAAUGUGGUCAGGCUGGUCAUAAGAGUAAUGUAUGCACUGCUGAAGUAAAGAGGUGUUUUCGCUGUGGUAAGACUGGCCAUGCAAUAGCUGAUUGCAAGCACAAGGAAAUGAUUUGUUUUAAUUGUGGCGAAGAAGGGCAUAUUGGAAGUCAGUGUCAGAAGCCAAAGAAAUCUCAAACUGGAAAGGUGUUCGCAUUGACCGGAACUCAAACCUCCAGUGAGGACAGACUUAUCCGAGGUACAUGUUUCAUAAAUGGUACUCCUUUAAUUACUAUUAUUGAUACCGGUGCUACACACUGUUUUAUUUCUGCUAACUGUGCUCGAAGACUGGGUUUAAAAUUGUCCGCUUUGGAUGGUGAAUUGAUUGUUGAGACCCCAGCUAAGGGAUCAAUAACUACUUCUUUGGUAUGUUUAAAAUGUCCUUUGUCGAUCUUCGAUAAAGAUUUCUAUGUUGAUUUAGUAUGUUUGCCGUUGGAUGGGAUGGAUGUAAUUCUUGGUAUGAACUGGUUAGAGUAUAAUUAUGUUCAUAUAAAUUGUCAUCAUAAGUCGGUGAGGUUUUCCACUCCUGAAGAGGAAGGAGUUGACUUAUUACCUUUCAGAGAAUUGCGAAAAUUGAUGAAAGAGGGAGCUCAGAUGUUUUCUUUGAUGGCGACGUUGUCGGUUGAGAGUAAAGCUAAGAUUGAGGAACUGUUAGUGGUGAAAGAAUUCCCUGAAGUUUUUCCUGAUGAAAUUCCUAGUGUGCCGCCAGAGAGGGAAGUUAAAUUUACUAUUGAUCUGGUACCUGGUACUAGGCCUGUUUCGAUGGCACCGUAUAGAAUGUCGGCAUCUGAAUUACCAAGUGUGUCACCGUGGGGAGCUCCAGUGUUGCUAGUAAAGAAGAAAGAUGGUAGUAUGAGGCUUUGUAUUGAUUAUAGACAAUUGAAUAAAGUAACGAUCAAGAAUAAGUAUCCACUACCGAGAAUAGAUGAUUUGAUGGAUCAAUUAGUGGGUGCUUGUGUGUUCAGUAAAAUUGAUUUGAGAUCGGGCUAUCAUCAGAUCAAAGUGAAAGAUGAAGACAUCCAGAAGACAGCGUUCAGAACUCGGUAUGGACAUUAUGAGUAUUCUGUGAUGCCUUUCGGUGUGACUAAUGCGCCGGGAGUAUUUAUGGAAUACAUGAAUCGUAUUUUCCAUACUUAUCUGGACCAUUUUGUGGUAGUAUUUAUUGAUGAUAUUUUGAUUUACUCUAAGUCCGAAGAAGAGCACAAGGAACAUUUGAGAUUAGUGUUGGAUGUUUUGAAAGAUAAGAAAUUGUAUGCGAAGCUGUCCAAGUGUGAGUUUUGGUUAAGAGAAGUCAGUUUUCUCGGCCAUGUAAUUUCAGGAAAGGGUAUUGCUGUAGAUACUUCCAAGGUAGAAGCUGUAUUGCAAUGGGAGACUCCUAAGUCGGCUACCGAGAUUAGAAGCUUUUUGGGAUUAGCUGGAUAUUAUAGAAGGUUUAUUGAAGGAUUUUCUAAGUUAGCAUUUCCGUUAACUAAAUUAACUUGUAAAGGUAAAGCUUUCGUGUGGGAUGUUCAGUGCGAAGAGAGUUUUAAUGAAUUAAAAAGGAGAUUGACGUCGGCGCCGGUUUUGACUUUGCCAAAAGGAAAAGCAAAUGUUGUGGCCGAUGCUUUAAGUAGAAAGACCUUGCAUGUGUCAGCAAUGAUGAUUAAGGAAGCUUGUGUUCUUGAACAAGGAGGUUCGUGGGACACUUAUCUUCCAUUGAUCGAGUUCACAUAUAAUAAUAGUUACCAUUCUAGUAUCGGAAUGGCGCCUUUUGAAGCAUUGUAUGGUCGUAGAUGUAGAACUCCGUUGUGUUGGCACGAAUCUGGUGAGGGUGUAGUACUUGGACCAGAGUUAGUUCGAGAAACUACCGAGAAAGUGAAGUUUAUCCGAGAGAAGAUGAAAGGAUCUGGUCAGACUGAAGAUGCUUAUUAUCAUAAUGUCUUCCUUGAACUUGACUCUGGUUUCGGUUAUCUUACGGAGGUCGCUGAUUUUGAGAGAUUGGAGCCUGUGGAGGCUAUUGAUACUGAGGUUGGUAUAUAG
Lathyrus oleraceus (garden pea) is the source of this 2742-nucleotide messenger RNA. RefSeq lists its product as uncharacterized. The record is from RefSeq and is a predicted model, not a curated record. Lineage: Eukaryota; Viridiplantae; Streptophyta; Magnoliopsida; Fabales; Fabaceae. Bases 1 to 2742 code for a protein of 913 amino acids. The transcript is spliced from 6 exons. Gene Ontology annotation, molecular function: zinc ion binding; nucleic acid binding.